Molecule: messenger RNA, 426 nt
Organism: Rhagoletis pomonella (apple maggot)
Lineage: Eukaryota; Metazoa; Arthropoda; Insecta; Diptera; Tephritidae
Product: ethanolamine-phosphate cytidylyltransferase-like
Exons: 2
Coding region: 1-426 (141 amino acids)
Biological process (GO): phosphatidylethanolamine biosynthetic process
Cellular component (GO): cytoplasm
Molecular function (GO): ethanolamine-phosphate cytidylyltransferase activity
Source: RefSeq, a predicted model, not a curated record
AUGGUCACCGUAGAUAUGGAUUUCUUGGAGAAAGCCAAAGAGUUGGGUGAUUUCUUGAUGGUGGGUCUGCAUACGGAUCCAGUAGUGAACUCCUACAAAGACAGUAAUUAUCCCAUUAACUUGCAUGAGCGCAUGCUAGGCGUGCUGGCGUGUAAGUACGUCAACGAAUUGAUUAUCGGCGCACCCUACUGUGUCACUGAAGACCUACUCGAUACCUUUAAAAUCGACGUUGUGUGCCAUGGACAAACGCCGAUUGCGCUGGAUGAUGGCAAAAUCGAUCCAUAUGCCGUACCAAAGACACGCGGCAUCUUCACGCCCAUCGAUUCCCAAAACUCAAUGACAACAGAACUGAGUUUAAGUUUUAUAAUUGCUAAUUUUAGGCGGGUGAUCAUCGUGAUUUGCUUAACUCUGCCUGCCCAAUGUUAG